GUGAGCCCGGAGUUCAGUGCCUACCGCAUGAAUGCGCGGCGAAUAGCCAUAAUAGGCAUGGUGCCUGUCGCCAUGGAGGAUAAGACGCGCCUCACGGAUUGCACGUGGCAUGGCUCCGAUGGGUUGCGUAUCAAUGGAGACCUCACAACCAGCCUUGUGGGCAAGCACCACAACUACAUCUAUGACGUGGCAGUGCUGCUGUGCACAUUGGACAGUGCCACCAAGGCAGGAGGCCACCUGGAGGCGAGGAUAGAGCAGGAGAUAUUGUUCCCGUACAGAGAGGAGGAGAGUGAGCCUUUGGGUCCUCCUUCGGCCCUCCCUCUCAAUGUUGCAGCUUGUGUGGCGCCCAUCCACGGCAGCAUCGAUGCCAGGAGGCUCCUCGAGUGGCUGCACUUCCACCGUGUGCUGCUGCUUCCUCUGGAGGCCUCUUCGCCCCUCCCUCUCAACGUUGCAGCAUGCGUCUCCCCCAUUCACGACAGCAUCGACGCCAGGAGGCUCUUAGAGUGGCUGCACUUCCACCGCGUGCUGCUCCCUGUCGACCGCUUCCUUCCUGCUCUACGAUGCGGGGGGGAACGGGGACAACGGGAAGGCGUGUGGCUCUCAACCAGUCCCUCUCUCCCUGAACCCACACUUCCCUUCGCUUCUCUGCCUCUCUCCCUCCCCGUCCUGCAGCCACUGGAAGCGCCAUCCCCUCUCCCGCUGAACGUUGCAGCAUGCGUCUCCCCCAUCCACGACACCAUCGACGCCAGGAGGCUCUUAGAGUGGCUGCACUUCCACCGCGUGCUGCUCCCUGUCGACCGCUUCCUGCUCUACGAUGCGGGGGGCAUCGCGGGCAACGGGGAGGCAGGCCCGGGGCACAAGGAGGUGCAGCGGGUGCUGGCGCCAAGGGUCAAGAGGGGCAUGGUGGACGUGACGUGGGGGUUCCGAGAGGUGCUGCAGUGGGACGUGUGGAACUACGGGGAGGUAUGUACUUGGGGAGGGGGCGAGGAGCAUCUUGCCAUCCAGGACUGCAUAUACCGGACACGCAACGCCGCCCGCUGGCUGCUCGUGUCUGACAUCGACGAGUACCUCCAAAUCCCGCCACCCCUCUCGCUGCCAGCGUUGCUACAGGAGCACGAGUCGCUCCCAUGGCUGACCUUUGGCGCUACAGCCUUCAACGGCUCAUUCUGCUCGCCGCUGCAGCUGCCACCGCAGGCAGCAGGGGGAGGGGAGGGGGAGGGGGAGGGUGGGGGAGGGGGCGAGGGGAAUGGGGGCGGGGAGGAGGGGGAGGAGGAGAGGAAGCGGGCUGCUGCGAUGGCUGCUAAUGAGGCCAAAGCUGCUUUUGCUGUGGAAAGGAUGCGGUUCAGGUGGCCCCACCCGGUGUGCUCUGCUACAGAUGUCUACAGCGCCAGCCAAUGCCUGGACGAGGAAGGCUCACGGCGCUACAUCCUCGACCCGCGCCGGGCUAUCACUGCCACAGCCAAUAGCGUCGCGUCGUCCCGCCCGGGGAUCAACCUACCCGUGGAGACCGCCAGGCUGGCACGCUUCCCUGGUAUCAGCCAAUCAGGGUUCGCCACAUGUACACUGGGCGAGCCGAGCGACAGUUGGUGGGAGAAGGAGGAGGGGGUGGCUGCACUGGCAGAGGCGGCGAGGAGGUGUCCGGCUUUAAAGCCAUGGACGAAAGGGGCAUCUGCUGAGUGUGAGAACCACCCACUGGGAGGUCUCUCACAUGUGGUAGUCAUGCCUGCCGAGCAAACUCCUCAAUCUCCUGCGGUAGUGCGUAAUGGCCUUUCUGUGCUGGGAGUUAUUCCUCCCCCUUCUGAGACAUACAGCGUGCCCAUCUCGCCGUUGCCACCACCCGCUUCUCCCGUGCGUAGUGUGGGUAUUGUAUACCCGUUCGAGCCGCCGUCGACUCCUGCUGACUGGGAGCCGCACCCGUCAAUUGUUAUCGUGCCAGGCGGUGGUGAAGGGUCGUCUAGACCCUCCGCGGCUUCACCGUCCACUAUCGACGUCACGCUCGUGUCUCAUCUCGUGGACCAAACACGGAUGCGCAUCAAGAACCGGUACUUAAACUUUGAGCCGGAUCAUCACUUCGGGAGUGGAGAGAAGAUGACACUGAACGACUUCAUUCAGCGUCAUCAGAAGAUGGAAAAGCGGGAGGUGAAGGCAGAGGGCGUGGACAGUGACGGCAACCUUGUGGAAUUCAGCUAUACGCUGCACGAGAAUCCCAUCGAAGGGCAGGAGACGGACGGAGAUGUAACGGCUUGUUUCGAGCUGUCGCUGAAGUUUGUGCGUGCUGUCGACAAGGAGCUGGAGUGGCGGAUGAAAGACCUGGAGGAGCUGGAGGGGUGUAAGCUAUUUUGCGUUGUUUUCCCAUCUGCUUCUGCUUUAUUCAGUCGAGGCAUCGACCCGCACACCCAUCUGGCCAUGCCCUUCAUGGGGACAGAAUCAUGCGAUGAUUUCUAUUCGGGCCAGGCAGCAGCACUGGCAGGAGGCACCACCUUCCACAUUGACUAUGUGCUGGGAGCCACGCCCGCUUCAGGGGGCGAUCUGCUGCGGAUCCUGGAGGAGUAUGAGGGGAAGGCGAAGGGCAAUGCCGUGAUGGACUAUGGGUUUCACAUGGGUGUCACACGGUGGAGUGAGGAGGUGGCAAGGGACAUGGAGGAGGUCGUGAAGCGAGGCAUCAACUCGUUCAAGUUCUUCAUGGCGUACAAGGGCGCUCUGCAGGUGGACGACCAGCAGCUACUCGAUGGCUUCACUCGCUGCAAGCACCUCGGCGCCAUCCCCCAGGUGCAUGCAGAGAACGGCGAUGCAGUGGUGUGGGGGCAGCAGCACAUAUUCGACCUUGGGAUCACCGGCCCCGAAGGCCACCCCUUGUCCCGCCCUCCUGAGGUGGAGGAGGAGGCGACUGGCAGGGCCAUUCGGCUGGCGAAUGUGGUGGGCGUGCCGCUGUACGUGGUGCAUGUCAUGAGCGCUGGGGCUGCCAGGGAGGUGGCCGAGGCCAGGCGAAGAGGGCAGCGCGUGGUGGGGGAGCCAGUGGUGUCGGGCAUUGCUCUCAACGAUUCCCACCUCUGGUCGCCUGAUUUCAAGCACGCCGCUCAGUUUGUGAUGAGUCCACCCAUCCGCUCAGCAGAGCACGUGGCAGCAGUCAAAGCAGCACUCGCCACUGGCACGCUGCAGCUGGUGGCGACGGACCACUGCCCCUUCAACUCGACUCAGAAGGCCAAGGGGCGCCAUGACUUCCGCCUCAUUCCCAACGGGGUCAAUGGCAUAGAGGAGCGCAUGCACAUAACUUGGGAUGUGAUGGUGAAUUCGGGUCUCAUGUCACCUAGUGAUUAUGUCCGCAUCACAAGCACGGAGUGCGCAAGGAUAUUCAACCUGUACCCGCAGAAGGGCGUGGUGGCGGAGGGAUCAGAUGCUGAUGUGAUCGUGUUGAAUCCGCGAGGCAGCACCACCAUCAGUGCUACCUCUCACCACUCCCGCAUUGACACCAAUGUCUAUGAGGGUUGGCGCAUGCAGGGCAAUAUUGAGGUGACGGUGAGCCAGGGCAGGGUGGUGUGGCGACACGGGCGGCUGAACGUCACACGUGGGGCGGGGCGGUUUGUCCCCAUGCGGCCAUUCGGCCCGCUGUUCCACGGCAUGCAGGCGAGGGAUGCCGCCCGCCGGCAUUCAUACCACGCCCCUGUGAGGCGAGAUGAAGACGUGGGUGCUGCUGCUGACGUCUAG
Messenger RNA from Closterium sp. NIES-65, 3705 nucleotides. Lineage: Eukaryota; Viridiplantae; Streptophyta; Zygnematophyceae; Desmidiales; Closteriaceae. The record is from the annotation of a GenBank genome assembly.